AUGGAAAAAGUCGAUGUUCUCAUCUGUGGCAGCGGCUCAGCCGGUCUUUGCGCGGCCACUUGGCUGGCUCGUUAUGGUAUUCGAUGCAAGGUGCUGGAACGGCGCGACGGUCCUAUGAAGAUGGGACAGGCAGAUGGCGUGCAAUGCCGUACUGUUGAGAUUUUCGAGAGUUUCGGCGUUGGUGAGGAGCUUUUACGAGAAGCCUAUCACGUCCUCGAGGUGAACUUUUGGGCGGAUGAUGGCACUGGCGCCAUCAAGCGUACAGGACGCACAGCGGAUACACAGCCAGGUCUAUCACACCAGCCACACGUCAUCUUAAACCAGGCUCGCAUCAAUGGGCUUCUCAUUGAGCUCAUGCAAAAGUACAACGACCAACAGAUCAACUAUGGAUACAAUGUUACCGAUGUCGAAGUCGACAGCGCCUCUGCCUCGGACCCGGAUGCUUAUCCAGUCAAGGUAACUGCAGAGAAAGACGGAAAGGUUGAAACCUUUGCCGCAAAAUAUGCUCUUGCGUGCGAUGGUGCCCACAGCGUUGUCCGCAAGGCGCUGGGUUAUAAAAUGAUCGGUGAUAGCAGCGACGCCGUCUGGGGUGUAAUGGAUAUGGUUCCCCGAACAAACUUCCCAGAUAUUCGCAAAAAGUCCACUCUUCGCUCAAAGGCUGGGAAUAUCCUGAUCAUCCCCCGCGAGGGUGAGAACAUAAACUUGACGCGCUUCUAUAUCGAACUUGCACCGGGAACCAAUCCUAAGGAUGUGACCUUGGAGAGCCUACAAGAACAAGCGCAGGCUAUCUUCCAUCCAUACAAGGUUGACUUCGCCGAGACCGUAUGGUGGUCAGCGUACUCCAUCGGUCAGCGUCAGGCUGACUGCUUCCACAGAGAUCAUCGAGUCUUCCUGGCUGGCGAUGCCUGCCAUACCCAUUCCCCCAAGGCUGGUCAAGGAAUGAAUGUCAGCUUGCAGGACGGGUACAACAUUGGCUGGAAGUUGGGCGAGGUUUUGACUGGCCUGGCCACUCCAUCUCUUCUAGAAACCUAUGUCCUAGAGAGACAAAAGGUAGCCAGUGAUCUAAUUGAUUUCGACCGGUAUUUCUCUAAGCUCUUUUCUUCCGGGGCCAAAACUACCCCUGCCGAGUUCCAACGGGGUUUCAUUCAGUCCGGCAAAUACACUGCCGGUCUGACAGCCAAAUAUGAAGUCUCACUAAUCACAGCAUCCAUGGAGUCUACUCAGCUUGCGAAUGUCGUUGUUGGCAUGAGACUACCCAGCGCACAAGUUGUCCGAUUCUGCGACUCCAAGCCUCAGCAACUCAUGAAGUCCCUCAAAUCCGAUGGCCGAUGGCGCAUCAUGGUUUUUGCGGGAGAUUUGACCAUCGCAGAUAAUCGGAGCAAAUUGAACUCUCUCGGAGAAUAUCUUUCCUCGCCGCAGGGACCAAUCCACACCUUCACGCCAAGCUCUCGAGAUGUCGACAGCUUGAUCGAAACGAUUGUUGUGGGACAUGGAACACGUCACGAUGUUGAACUGGAACAGAUCCCGGAACAUUUCUAUCCAGUGACCGGCCAAAACCAGACGAGAGACUUGCACAAAAUCUACUACGACGACAAGAGCUACAACGAGGGCCACGGUCAUGCUUAUCAAUUCUUGGGCAUUGAUCCACUACAAGGCGCCCUUAUCAUCGUCCGUCCCGACCAAUACGUCUCCGCUGUGGUGAGUAUCAAUGACUACCCUCAAAUUGGCAAAUUCUUCGGAGGAUUCCUCAAGUCACAGCUGUAG
Molecule: messenger RNA, 1764 nt
Organism: Penicillium atrosanguineum
Lineage: Eukaryota; Fungi; Ascomycota; Eurotiomycetes; Eurotiales; Aspergillaceae
Product: putative phenol 2-monooxygenase
Exons: 5
Coding region: 1-1764 (587 amino acids)
Molecular function (GO): FAD binding
Source: RefSeq, a predicted model, not a curated record